This is a messenger RNA of Linum tenue, 581 nucleotides long. The record is from the annotation of a GenBank genome assembly. NCBI's taxonomy places the organism in Eukaryota, Viridiplantae, Streptophyta, Magnoliopsida, Malpighiales, Linaceae.
GACAAAGGGGAUUAUCAAUGGAGACGCUGGUCCUUCUCCACCCUUCACCGAAACUCCCACCGCCGCCGCUGCGGCCAAAUCUCUUCCACUCUCCAACGACAACUACGAUCCCUUCAAACGCCUGCUUCCAAUUUCCCCAACCCACUCGUCUCCGCCACGGCACCAAGUCUACCCGCCGGAUAGCGCCCUCAGCGUCGUUCAGAAACGGAAGCGAUGCUCCAGAAACAGGGUGCCCUGUCCCCGUCGAUCAGCAAACCAUAAACGAGUACCAGAGCCUCUCCACCUCCUUCCCUUUCUCUUGGGCCUCCGCCGACAUCGUCGAGUACUGCUCCCGCCUUUUCGUCACCGUCGCGUCUUUCGCUCUGUUCGUGGGCCUGCCCGUCUCCUGGUUUGGCUCCGUCGGCCCGCAAUUGGACCCUUUGAAACCGAUCUUUGCUGCCCUCUCCAGCGGGAUUCUGGUGGUUAGCCUCGCGGUCUUGAGGAUUUAUUUGGGUUGGGCGUAUGUUGGGAAUCGUCUGCUCAGUGCCACUGUCGAGUAUGAAGAAACCGGGUGGUAUGAUGGUAUGUGUAUAUAUAUAUAA